Molecule: messenger RNA, 1179 nt
Organism: Hibiscus syriacus
Lineage: Eukaryota; Viridiplantae; Streptophyta; Magnoliopsida; Malvales; Malvaceae
Product: activator of 90 kDa heat shock protein ATPase homolog
Exons: 3
Coding region: 100-1161 (353 amino acids)
Biological process (GO): protein folding; positive regulation of ATP-dependent activity
Cellular component (GO): cytosol
Molecular function (GO): protein-folding chaperone binding; ATPase activator activity
Source: RefSeq, a predicted model, not a curated record
ACCUUCUCGUUUUAUAUUCCUCCCCUUGGAUCAUCGCCUCCUUAUUGUCUCUCAACCUCUACGAAACGCUCAUCUCAAUUUAUUCUUUUGUUCCCAUCAAUGGCGAAGUACGGCGAAGGCGACAAGAGAUGGAUCGUGGAGGAGAGAGCCGACGGUGCCAACGUCCACAACUGGCACUGGGCAGAAACCGAUUGCCUCCCCUGGUCCAAAACUUUCUUCACCAAAUCGCUCUCCGAUCUCCGCAUCCUCACCGGCGAGGGCAACCUCUACAUCAGGACCAAGAACGUCGACAAGGUCGACGGCGAAGCUUAUGUCAAUAUUCGCAAGGGUAAGAUCAUUCCCGGAUACGAGAUCAGUUUGAGUUUGUCUUGGGAAGGCGAAGCCAAAGAUGGGGAAGGGAAGACCUUGUUGACAGCCGAAGGUAAUGUUGAGAUUCCGUAUAUUGCCGAUGAGAACGCCGACGAGGAUCCGGAAGUUAGGGUUACGGUUAAAGAAGAAGGGUCCAUUGGUAAAACGUUGAAGGAAGCGAUGUUGGCUAAAGGGAAGCCUUUGGUUUUGGAGAAAGUGAGGGAUUAUGUUAAGGCUAUGGCGAGAGGUGGACCUGUUAAAGAUGAAUUGGAAGCUAAGAAAUUGGCUCCAAAAAGUAAUAGUAGUAGUAACAGUAGUUCGGGUGUGGUGUCUAAGGAGAAAGUUGGGGUGGAGAAGGAAGCGAAAAAGGAAGCGAAGAAGGAAGGGAAGAAAGGGUUUAAGACGAUUACGAUGUCGGAGAAGUUUAAUUGUAGAGCUAAGGAUAUGUUUGAGAUUUUGAUGGAUGAGAAUAGAUGGAAAGGGUUUACUCAGAGUAAUGCUAGGAUAAGCAAAGAAGUUGGCGGCCAAUUCAGUAUUUUUGAUGGAUCGGUUACUGGUGUUAACUUGGAGUUGCAAGAAGGGAAGUUGAUUGCUCAGAGAUGGAGAUUUGGGAGUUGGCCGGACGGUGUUGAUUCUACGGUAAGACUUGUUUUCGAUGAGCCUGAGCCUGGGGUUACUAUAAUCAAACUCACGCAUUCAGAUGUUCCUGAGGAGGAUAGAUAUGGGAAUGCAACUGUGGUGGAGAACACCGAGAGAGGAUGGAGGGACCUUAUUUUCAAUAAGAUACGAGCAGUAUUUGGUUUCGGAAUAUGAUUUAUUUUAUCCCUAAAG